AUGUUCGUUGCAAAAAGUCAUACAUUAUUAUUCACUGUAAACUUUAUAACAUCGAUUAUUUGCAUAUUAAUAAUAUCUGGAUCUGGAUUGUUUAUCUGGUCAGAAGAAGCCAAUUUUAUGAUAUUACGUAGAACAAUAAAAUUAUUUGUAAAACAUGUUGUUCCACCAAGUUCAAAUUAUGGUAGUGGUGUUGGAAAGUUGAUUAUGACAAUUACACAAAAUUUAUGUAUUGCAGUAUUUGCAUUCAGUUUAGGUAAUUUAUUAGUUUGUAUUAUUGGAUUCAUUGCUGUAUGGUAUCAAAAAUCUUCUUUAUUAAGGAUGUAUCAAAUCAUGCUAGGAUUCCUUCUUCUUGGACAUUUAAUGCUAAUCGUUGGAUACUAUUUCAGUAAACAAACUAUUGAAGAUCAUUUGAAAGAUUUUCUGAGCGGUUUAAUGACAGAAUAUGUAUCACUGAGAAGUGGAACUCCGGCAAGCUUAUUUACUGCCAGUGUAAUGGUUAUGUUAAAUUGUUGUGGAGCUACAUAUCGACAGUUUGAUUGGAGAUAUGCAAACUUUGAUGCAGUUGAUACUUACAAUAACAUAAUUUAUCAUGGUAUAAAUCAACCUAUACCAUGUUGUAAAAUGAAUGAUCAGUUAGAAAUAAUCAACAUUACAUGUCCAUUUGAAUAUACAAAAUACAAUAGUAAUAUUGAAAUUGGUUGUGAUAAACCAUUUGCAGAAGAAAUAACAUUAUAUUUAAAUACAAUAGUACUUGGAAGUAUUUCAGUUUUACUGAUGAAUGUAAUCAUGUUAUGUAUUGGAGUGAAAGCAAUUAAAGAUUUCAAUCCUAUUAACUUAUAA
Molecule: messenger RNA, 840 nt
Organism: Schistosoma curassoni
Lineage: Eukaryota; Metazoa; Platyhelminthes; Trematoda; Strigeidida; Schistosomatidae
Source: the annotation of a GenBank genome assembly